AAUAAGCUAUCAAACAUUGUUCCAUAGUAAGAUAUGAAUUUUAGUUUCCUUCAAUAUUAUUGUGAAGACAUUUGAAGAAAUUUUUUCGUACCAUUUGAAGACAUUUGAAAAAAUCACCUGGCAUCCCUGUCCAAAAUCUGAUGCUUCAACUCAGAGAGAUACAAAUAGCACACAAAAAAUAUUGUUUUGUUAUUGUUUCAGAAAUAUAGACCGCACGACCGAACAUUGUGCGGCGCACAAAUAAAUAAAACUGGUAAAGUGAGAUGACGUCUAUUAGCAACAACUUAGCCUCCCACAGACUGCAGCCUUUUUAUCGGCCGAUGGUUUGGUUGGGUUGGCCCACUAGUGCAAAAACCGACCCAACUGAAUCGGUGUAAUGGUCGCAUAUGGAUACCACUCCGUCCUCAUUAAGAAGCUGACCAAACUAUCGACUGACAAGAACUCUGCAUGGGUCUUACUUGUGUUCUGUUCCUUCUGAUAUAGUGACCAAUGUAGCUUUUGCUCCAACAUGUGCAAUAAUAUACACCAUCACGUGCUGGUUCCCUCUCAUCAAGAGCAGAAGCUAAAAACUGUCCUGCAGAAGUUGAGAAGUUUCACUUCUCCGUUGAGCAGUUAUCCUACAUGCGACAAAUGUCAUCAGGAAUUCAUAACAGUCCACAAAAUUCCCGAGAGCUGCUUCCAAAUGUUGUCCAUCGCCGAACCGACUGACAUCAAGAUAGAACCAGAGUUAAUGAUUAACGACGAGCUUUCGAAUAAUGAAAAUAUUCUCGAGGUGGACUCAGCAGUGGGUUUUGGGCCGAUCGGACAGGAUGACGAAAUGCAAAUCAAAAGAGAAAACGGUCAUCAAUUGUCAUCAAUUCCAGAUGCUGUAACAAUACGUAAGAAGGGCUCCUUGGGAAAAGGUGGGAUACCGUUUGAAUGUGAAAAGUGUGAACAAACAUUUGCCACAAAAUAUAGACUAAAAGUGCACGUUCUAACUCAUACGGGUGAACGACCCUUUCCUUGUCCAUAUUGUCAGAAUGCAUUUAGGGAAUCGGCAACACUCCGAACUCACAUUCGAACUCAUACGGGGGAACGUCCCUUUACUUGUUCAUAUUGUUCGGAAGCGUUUAUACAAAUUUCAUCGCUCCGAUACCACAUUCGCACUCAUACGGGCGAACGUCCCUAUUCUUGUCCACAAUGUCCUAAGACGUUUGUAAAAUCUUCAGCGCUCCAAAUGCACAUUCGAGCUCAUCCGGAAGAGGAACCUUUAUUCAAAUGUAAAAAGUGUGAAAAAACAUUCCCCUCAAGAACUAAACUAAAAGUGCACGUUCGAACUCAUACCGGUAAAAGUCCCUACUCGUGUCCACACUGUCAGAACGCAUAUAGGAAUCCUUCAACGCUCCGAGUACACAUUCGAAGCCAUACGGGUGAAAGUCCUUACGCUUGUCCACAUUGUCCGAAGAUGUUCAAGCAAAGUUCAUCGCUCAAGCCGCAUAUUCGAACUCAUACGGGUGAACGUCCCUUCUCAUGUCCACAUUGUCCGAAGGCGUUUAGACAAAAUACAGCGCUUAAACAGCACAUUCUAAUUCAUACGGAUUAGUAAAGAAUGUUUCUCUAACAUGAAUUAUUUGGCGGAAUCAUUCCUUUGCAGGGGGACGUCCUUUUUGUUGGCCACUGUUGCGUAUGCCCUUUACGCGACGCAGCACCUACUACGGUAUCGCAUUAAUGGGAGACCUAUUUCGCGUUGCCGGCAUUGAGCUUCGUUUACGAGUUCAGGGGAGCUUCAAAAAAUAUGAAUAAUUUUCAAGCGGAAUGAACACAUGUUUAUUCAAAAUUAAAAUUAUGAAUGAAAAUAAACUUAUCCGUUGAAAAAACAAUGUUGGAAAUGUAAAGACAUAUGGUUGAAUAAAAGUCAGAAA
Toxorhynchites rutilus septentrionalis is the source of this 1901-nucleotide messenger RNA. RefSeq names its product zinc finger protein 239-like. The record is from RefSeq and is a predicted model, not a curated record. Gene Ontology annotation, molecular function: DNA-binding transcription factor activity, RNA polymerase II-specific; RNA polymerase II transcription regulatory region sequence-specific DNA binding. Lineage: Eukaryota; Metazoa; Arthropoda; Insecta; Diptera; Culicidae. The transcript has 11 exons. Gene Ontology annotation, cellular component: nucleus. Gene Ontology annotation, biological process: regulation of transcription by RNA polymerase II. The coding region runs from base 509 to 1582 and encodes 357 amino acids.